AUGGUUUUCGCCAAGCUUCUCCCCUUGUUGGGGUUGCUCUCUGCGGCGACUGCUGUUCUGGGUUCCGCUCACGUCGCGCGUUGUGGUCAAAAUGAAACCUCAGACUCCUUCACCAACCCAGUGCUCUACGAGGACUACCCCGACAACGACAUUUUCACGGGGCCUGACGGCAAAUUCUACUUCUCAGCGUCCAACUUCCAUUUCAGCCCCGGAGCACCUAUCCUCCGUUCCGGGGACCUUGUCAAUUGGGAGCCCGUGGGCCACUCGAUCCCACGCCUCAACUUUGGCGACGGCUACAAUCUCAACAACGGUCGAGCCUACCGUGGUGGCACCUGGGCCUCGACACUCCGCUUUCGCGAAAGCAAUGGCCUAUGGUACUGGAUUGGCUGUGUCAACUUCUGGCACACGUGGAUUUUCACGGCGCCCUCGCCCGAAGGUCCCUGGAGCACGAGUGCACGUCUGGGCGACGGCGUAUGCUACUACGACCUUGGCUUGCUGAUUGACGAUGACGACACGAUGUACGUCGUGUACGGCUCUGGCAAUGUGCGCGUCGCCCAGCUCUCUGCGGAUGGGCUUUCCGAAGCUCGCUCGCAGGAAGUCUUCGAAGCCGCCGACGUGGGAGCUGAUUCGAUUGAAGGCAACCGUAUGUACAAGAUUAACGGGACUUACUACAUCCUCAAUGACCGGCCCGGAUCAACGACAUACAUUUGGAAAUCCGAGAGCCCAUGGGGCCCCUACGAAUCCAAGAUACUCGUCGACAGCGUGACGCCGCCCCUCAACGGCGGCAACUCGCCGCACCAGGGCAGCCUCAUCGAGACGGCGAAGGGUGAUUGGUACUUCAUGUCGUUCACCUGGGCCUACCCUUCGGGUCGUCUUCCCGUUCUACGCACCCAUCUCCUGGGGGAGCAAACGGCUUCCCCCGUCUUCGUCAAGGCAAAAAACAAGGUGAACAACGGCCUCACGCUUAGCACCGCCAGCGUGACGACCGACCUCUACGCGGCGAAGAACACGUUGACGCACCGCAUCCACGGCGAGUUCCCCGUCGGCACGGUCGAGCUCGACUUUUCGUCUCUCGCUGACGGCGACCGCGCCGGCCUCGCGGCGUUCCGCGACCAGAGCGCCUCCAUCGGCGUGUACCGCGCCGGCGACGCGUACGCGCUGACUGCUGUGCACGGCAUGAUCAUCGACGAGUGGAACGGAACGACGAUUUCAACGGGACGCGUCGAGGCGACGGCACCGGUGCCUGCUGGGGCGCGCAAGGUAUGGCUGCGGGCAGAGCUCGACGCGAGGCCGGCGGGCACGAGAGCGGCGAACUUCUUAUACAGCUUCGACGGCAAGGCCUUCACGACGCUGGGCGGAACGUAUCAGAUGACGAACGGCUGGGCAUUCUUCCUGGGGUACCGGUUCGGAAUCUUCAACUACGCAACCAAGGCACUCGGGGGUUCGGUCAAGAUUGAGUCGUUCACGACGGCGUGA
Molecule: messenger RNA, 1476 nt
Organism: Verticillium alfalfae VaMs.102
Lineage: Eukaryota; Fungi; Ascomycota; Sordariomycetes; Glomerellales; Plectosphaerellaceae
Product: glycosyl hydrolase family 43 protein
Exons: 2
Coding region: 1-1476 (491 amino acids)
Biological process (GO): carbohydrate metabolic process
Molecular function (GO): hydrolase activity, hydrolyzing O-glycosyl compounds
Source: RefSeq, a predicted model, not a curated record